Plectropomus leopardus (leopard coralgrouper) is the source of this 2036-nucleotide messenger RNA. RefSeq names its product RNA polymerase I and III subunit D (gene polr1d). NCBI's taxonomy places the organism in Eukaryota, Metazoa, Chordata, Actinopteri, Perciformes, Serranidae. Gene Ontology annotation, biological process: transcription by RNA polymerase III; transcription elongation by RNA polymerase I. The record is from RefSeq and is a predicted model, not a curated record. Gene Ontology annotation, molecular function: protein dimerization activity; DNA binding. Gene Ontology annotation, cellular component: RNA polymerase III complex; RNA polymerase I complex.
AUCACGGCGUCUGUGUUGACGUACAGGGUCGGUAUGUGAAGCAUGGCUGGGGAAGGCGAAAAGAAAGUGCUGGAGAUGGUCCAGGCUGAUGGGGCUGAUGAAGGCUGUGUGACAUUUGUGCUGCAUGAUGAAGACCAUACUUUGGGCAACUCCCUCAGAUAUAUGAUCAUGAAGACCGUGGAUGUGGAUUUUUGUGGCUACACCAUCACCCAUCCGUCUGAGAGCAAGAUCAACUUUCGCAUUCAGACCCGAGGGGGAAUUCCAGCCACAGAGGUGCUGCGGAGGGGCCUGAAUGAGCUCAGUGAUGUUUCUCAACAUGUUCUCAACACCUUUCAGGCAAGAGUUAAUGAGUUCAAAGAGAGGCAGGAGCAACCCAUGGAAUGAAGAGCAUCAUGUACGUGUGACUAUGAAGCUGUCGCACACGAGUUUUACAAACAAACUGUAAACAUUUUUUACCUUCGUUUGUUUGCUUUUUUAUACAUUAAAAAGUUGGAAAAGCUUUGAUAAUGUCACAUUCAAAUAUUUGUACAGUUUUCUGUUUUGUAUUUUGUUGGAAUUAACAUAUGAUGUGUCAUAAAUAUGUAUGUUAAAUGUCUAUUAGCCUUGAGUUCAUUGGAACGAUUAGCAAAAUAAAUUUAAGACAUUAAACUUGGUCAUCUUCCAUUUUCUUCUUUUUUUUUUCUUCCCCCUUUUUCCAGGAAAGAUUUCAAACGUGAAUAACACUCAGCUAUUUGACUUGUGCUGGAAUAUUUAUUUUCGUAACUUCUCGUGUAACAGUGUUUGAAGGAUGUCUCAACCCAAAGUGACGAGUGAUGAACACUAAAUUGCUCUCAUCUGUCCUUUGAAGCCGUGUUUGUCGAGUGAAAGAAGAAGUGGAAGCUAGAAUGUCCUUAUUAGCCGAGGAAUGUAGUGAGAGGGACUUCAUACAGUGCCAGGGAGUCAGAGGGGGAAAAUGAGGGGAGACAAGUGUAAAUAAUGAGGUUAGAGCUAUUUUUUGAGGUUAAUCAUAUCCCUCUGUCAGUCACAUGUUCAUGCUGCUCUGUGGGUACAGAACUUCAUUUGAGGAAAAACAGCAGUUAAGUAGAACACAAAUAUAAUCAAAUACACUGUAUGUGCAGCAUGGGAGAUUUGAAUUUCUUUUUUUUUAAUCAAUCGUUUGACUUUUCAGGAAAAUAAGCUUGUUCAGAUUCUUGCUGAUGGAUGAGAAGAUUAAUACCAUUCUCAUGUCGGUCAAAUAAAACUACAGCCAGCAGUCAGUUAGCUGAAUGGAAACAGGGAAACAGCCAGUCUGGCUCUGUCUGAAGGAACAAAAUCCAGCACCUGAGGCUCACUAAUGAACAUGUUACAUGUCAGUCCUUUAAUCUGUACAAACACAUUUGGACAGAGCCUGUAAGCUGUUUCUCCCUGCUUCCAGUCUUAAAGCGAAACUAACUGUCUUCUGGGUUUAGUUUCAUAAUUCAGGUCAGCCAACUUUAAUUGACUGGCUGGAGAGAGAUUUUGAUGCCAUUGACGUAAUCACCCUUAUACACUUAAUCCCCAAUUUGAGUUUUGCCUCUUCUUUAUACUGUUCAUAUUGUUCUUUUUGCAUUAUUUAUCUUGCUUUGAUAUCCCUUUGCUGUUGAAAUAAUGCAAAUUUCCCUGUUGUGGGACUUUUAAAUGAUUAUCUCAUCUUUUUGAUAAACAAGCUCUGUUUUAAUGCUCUACAUGCACCCUGGCCAGGGGUGUGUUUAGGGAAUGGCAUAGGACGGUAUUGGCCCCCCUUGAAAUCUGACUGGCCACCCCAGGUACUGUCCUACUGGCUGCCCAGUCAGUUUGAACUAUUGGAGGAAUUAACAGAAUUUUCGCCUCUGGGAUUAAGUCAGUUUUAAUUCUGAGGGCAGUAGUGUGUAGCCCAACUAUUUUUACAUACUAAUAAACUGAUUCAACUGUUAAAAAGUUUGUUUACACAGGCUUAUUUAUUUUGAUCUUUCAGCACUUUAGUUUUGUUGUCACUUUUACUUGCUAUUAUACAUUUUACUUUUGGAUUUUUUUUCUUU